AUGAGCACGGGUGACUUAAAGGAUAACCUCCCAGUUAAGCGUCGGGAGUGCUCGUGCGGUAGUGAAAGGUGCUUGAUAACCCAGCUGAGCAACCUCGAUCGUUCUCUCCUGCCGGAAAUACAAUCAUACCGGUACCGCCGUUGUGAAGCUUGCGAUUUGAAGUACGAAAUAAUUUUCCGGGGCGCGGUCCCGACACUGGAGGCUGUGGACAGUUCGGCAUCGCAUGAUAGCGAAAAAUCCAUGGGUGUUGAACCGACGACUGCUGAAUCUCCUCUGCCUCUAAAGAGCGCUGAACCGAUCGGCAUCGCAGCCUUGUGUGAUUACGCCGAUUCGAAGGAUAGCAGUGCAGCCUCCGUCGAGGAGGUCAGAAGAAAUUCGUUUUCCGAUCGGUUGUGGGCGGCUGAAGCCACGGCAAGUUAUUCCGCUGCUAGUGGCGGUGACGAAGAUAUCGUGUAUCCGCCGGAUCACGUGGAAAGCUUGAUAACGGUAAACUCUGACAAAUCUGGGGGCUCGGACAACGCCUUUACAUCGGGGGGUGAGAAUUGUUCGGUUUAUUCUGACGAGAUAGCGGAGCGUCCCAUAACGCUCGAAAUCCCAUUGAAGGGUCCUGAUGCACCGCGAAUCUGCGUAAAGUUAAGUCCGUACACGAUAACUACUGUGGACCUCGAUACCGGCCGCGCGGCGACCUCGAAGAUUGUACAGACCAUGAUGAGCACUCGCGCCAAGGGAUCCAAAAGCCAACCAACUACGCCUACAAAUGCUGAUAGGUUGCCUUUGAGGGCAUCUGUUGAGACGCUUCCACCCAUGAGCCCUCAGCGCAAGGUGACCAUUCGUGCCAAGUUCAUCGGGUGCAGGAAGGCAUCACGCUACAAUGACGGAUCCGACGCUUCUCCUAACGCGUCGCAAACGAAGCAAAGCCCCAAAGCAAAUGGAAUAUCAAACCAAACAAAUCUGUCCGUUCGUAAAACACCUAGUCGUUCACGUGCUCCCGAGUCACAUGCGUACAAGGAUAACUACGCGCCCCCUUCACGGCGGAGUUCUGUAUGCCAAUACGUCACCCCUAGGAUCAAGCAGCAAAUGUCGGAUGCGGCGCCAAACUGGUCAGUUGACGAAAUGUUGUCCAGGUCGCGCAGCUCAAACUCUCGCGUCGGUGGGCCCCUUGUGGCAGGGCGGUCCGUCAGCGGGAACAACUCCAAUUCCUUGGUGUACAUGCGUCCCCGGCCCCCGUGGCAUCCUAAGCGUUCUGAGGGCCGCGGAAGCCUCUAUGAAGCGUCAUCGUCGGAUGUUUCUUCAUCUGUUUCUCGGCAAAGGAGGGCAGCAGCCAAGGGGAAGGCUAAAUCCCCUACGAAGCUGCGGAGAAGUGAAUCGUCGUCGUCUUUAACCGAUUCAGUGUCCAACCGUAGCGCAGCAUCUCACUGCCCACCGAAGGUCGAAAGGAAGCGCGCCGAAAUAAGCGACGCUGGUGAAAACCCGAAGACGGCCUUCAACAGGCUCGCGAGAGGCGAACGAAUAUAUUGCACUUUUCGUGGCGUUGUUGUGCCUAAAUCCCGGCCAUGCGCGCAACCCGCUACUGGUCGCGUGGUUGAGUCUCGUGACACAUGCCGCGAGCACUUGACCACGAGGUCGCCUCGCCGAACGCCUGCGUCAAGCCCCUUCCGAAUGGACCACAUGUACGAAGAGUAUGUCAACGUGGAUUCGGACAGCGAUGACACUUGCUACGCCUCCGAAACGAGUUCUAAUGAAGACUGCAGCUGCGAGCGUUCGGCUGCCGCUAAGUGCUGUGCUAACGAGGUCCGCAGCGUGAUCACUCGGGACUACGGUUGCGACAACAGGGUGGCAACACCGCCACGCUGCAGAUCGGGCCGAGUUCAGCAAUAUGCUCAAUGCUGCGAGAGCGAAGUGUGCAGUCCGACGUCUGACUCUUAUGAGUGCGACUGCACGUGCACGAAGCCUUCAUGUGGUGGCACCGGAGCAUCCCCGCCGAGCAUAGCCAUCCACGUAUGCCAUCACUGCGCUGACCAACCAAAUGGCACCGUGUGCUCCGCCGCAACGUACGCUAGCGCCAACGGCUGCCACAGCCCAGGCGUGUCCCCCGGCAACCCGUGGCAGAGGAGGACGCCGCCAUCAGCUCCCAACGUCGUUUACCAAUACACGAAUUCGGGCGUAGUAGUGGACAACUAUUGA
Molecule: messenger RNA, 2184 nt
Organism: Babesia bigemina
Lineage: Eukaryota; Apicomplexa; Aconoidasida; Piroplasmida; Babesiidae
Exons: 1
Coding region: 1-2184 (727 amino acids)
Source: RefSeq, a predicted model, not a curated record